Molecule: messenger RNA, 776 nt
Organism: Arabidopsis lyrata subsp. lyrata
Lineage: Eukaryota; Viridiplantae; Streptophyta; Magnoliopsida; Brassicales; Brassicaceae
Product: SUMO-conjugating enzyme UBC9
Exons: 5
Coding region: 141-587 (148 amino acids)
Biological process (GO): protein polyubiquitination
Cellular component (GO): nucleus
Molecular function (GO): ubiquitin conjugating enzyme activity
Source: RefSeq, a predicted model, not a curated record
GUGGUCGCGACCACACAACAUUCCAACUUCUUCUUCUCCUCUUCCGUUCCCCACCCUUUCUUCUCCAACAUUCGAAGAACCAAAACCGAAACGAGAAACGUGAAUUCGCAGAUUGCAGACCCUUCAAUUGGAUUUUGGAUAUGGCAUCGAAACGGAUUUUGAAGGAAUUGAAGGAUCUGCAGAAGGAUCCUCCUACUUCAUGUAGCGCAGGACCCGUUGCGGAAGACAUGUUUCAUUGGCAGGCUACGAUAAUGGGUCCAUCGGAAAGCCCUUAUUCUGGAGGAGUUUUCCUUGUAACCAUCCAUUUCCCUCCAGAUUACCCUUUUAAGCCUCCUAAGGUGGCUUUUAGGACGAAGGUGUUCCAUCCAAACAUUAAUAGCAAUGGGAGCAUCUGUCUCGACAUCUUGAAAGAGCAGUGGAGUCCUGCUCUGACAAUUUCCAAGGUGCUGCUAUCUAUCUGUUCUUUGUUAACGGAUCCAAACCCGGAUGAUCCUUUGGUCCCUGAGAUAGCUCACAUGUACAAGACAGACAAGAACAAGUACGAGUCCACUGCUCGGACCUGGACCCAAAAGUAUGCCAUGGGCUGACACAGAUACUGUCCUUGAGGAAGAGCCCUAAUAAUUAAACUCUUCUCAUUUCUAUGUAAUCAUCUUUUAUAGACUUGUCUGUCUUAUAAAAUUUGUGAAGACAGGAUCAGUAAGAAAUCAUAUGAUCUCCAUUUUAUUCCAUUCAUUGGAAUUAUAAAACGUAAAUCAUCAUCCCAUCUGCUUUUUCUU